AUGGCUAGCAGGCUCUUCUUUCGCUCCACUGCCCAAUUGACUGGCCGUCGUUUUGCUUCAACUGAUGCUUCAACUGUAGCUUCAAAGGCAAAGCCUGUUGUCUCAUCAUUUGCUACUCGUCUUCAAGGUCUAAUGGAUCCAGUGAUUUACUAUGGUCGUGUUGGUCUCGAGUUUGCUUCUCAAGUUGCUAAACACCAACGAGUCACUAGUUUCCCCAAUGUUGGAGUUGCUCAGGAGGGUAUUGCCAAGUUUUUCCAGGCCUUUUAUAAUGGUGAAUGGAAAAAGGUAACUCUUUCCCAGGUUACUUCCUUUGCCUUGGAUGGUGUCAAGAUCUAUGGCUUCUUCCUUGUAGGUGAAAUGGUUGGCCGUGGAUCCGUCAUUGGUUACAACAUUGAAGGAAGCGGAAGCCAUGGUGCCCACCACUAAAUGCACUAUGUGAGCAGUGUCAACGUUGCACUGCUUUAUGGAGGAAUGUUCUACCAAAUGAAUAUGACUGUGAGCUUCAUUCAUUA
This is a messenger RNA of Batrachochytrium dendrobatidis JAM81, 512 nucleotides long. RefSeq lists its product as uncharacterized. The transcript has 3 exons. NCBI's taxonomy places the organism in Eukaryota, Fungi, Chytridiomycota, Chytridiomycetes, Rhizophydiales. Gene Ontology annotation, molecular function: proton transmembrane transporter activity. Gene Ontology annotation, biological process: proton motive force-driven ATP synthesis. The record is from RefSeq and is a predicted model, not a curated record. Bases 1 to 426 code for a protein of 141 amino acids.